Molecule: messenger RNA, 480 nt
Organism: Periophthalmus magnuspinnatus
Lineage: Eukaryota; Metazoa; Chordata; Actinopteri; Gobiiformes; Gobiidae
Gene: ompb
Product: olfactory marker protein b
Exons: 1
Coding region: 1-480 (159 amino acids)
Biological process (GO): signal transduction; sensory perception of smell
Source: RefSeq, a predicted model, not a curated record
AUGUCUGCAGAGCUGAAGGUGGCGUUCCGCCUGGACACCCAGUUGACUGAGAUGAUGCGCCUACGGGUCCAGUCGCUGCAGCAGAGGGGCCAGAAGAGGCAAGAGGGUGAGAGGCUGCUCCAACCCAACGAGGCCGUCUAUAGGCUGGACUUCGCCCAUCAGAGCCUGUCCUUCUCCCACUGGAGCGUGAGACUCACCCAGCCUGGACACCUCACCAUCACAGGCACCUCCCAGCUCUGGACCCCCGACCUGACCCACCUGAUGACUAGGCAGCUGCUGGAGCCCACGGGGGUCUUCUGGAGGGGGCAGGGGGGUCCCAACACGCCCGUGCAGUCUUACGAGGCCGAUGCACAUGAGUUCGGGGAAAGGAUCGCCGAGCUGGCCAAAGUGCGCAAGGUCAUGUACUUCCUGUUUGCGUUUGCUGAAGGCUGCAGCCCAGAGACAGUGGACUGCUCCAUCACUUUCACAGUGGACAGCUGA